AUGAAGUUCCCACUUCGCUCCCGCACCAAAAUCAAGGAUCCCCUGUUGGAGGCCUUCCGAGAUGCCCUCCGCAGUAACCAUCGAUCAUACAUCGAGUCCUUCGGGCUGAGCGCGUCCAGCAGCUCGAGCAAAUUCUCGCCCCUCUUCUCGUCGUCCAUGCUGUCACGCAGCCACGGCAGCAUCGGCCUGAUGCUCGGCGGCAGCAGCAGCAGCAGCAACAGUUCCAGUAGCAGCGCCAGCUCCUCGACCAGCAGCAUGGCUGGACCCGGGGCCGCAUACAGCCAGAGCGAUUUGUCGGCCACCGGCAUCUCCGGCCGCGAGUUGCGCGCCCUGGCCCGAACCAUGAAGCUUAUCGAGCGAUCUCUGGAGAAGGAUGUGACUCGGCCCGGGUCUGUUGCCGCCGAGCCGAUCACUUUCGGGACGCUGUCUUCCAUCAACCAGCAGCAGCAGAGCACGGUCGCCGAGGGCUUGUCCCUGCGUGUGGAUGGCGUGCCUCUCUGCGAGCAUUCGCUGUCCAUCUUCACCUCGAGCCUCCGCUCGGUGGCCAAUUUGAAGCACCUCUCCCUGACCGAGUGCCAUCUUUCGUCGGGCGACGUGCGCAUCCUCAUGGAUACGCUGCUCUUGGACAAGCCGUCUGUCACGUCGCUUUCCUUCUCGCGCAACCCCAUCGGUGAUCUGGGCAUCGAGUCGAUCGCCCGGUAUGUCCGUGUAUCCGAAGGAUCGGUUCAUAACCUCGAGCUGGAGGGCAUCUCCGGCCUUUCGGCCCAUGGGGUUGGAAGCCUCGUCGCACUCCUGGAGUUUGUCAAGGUCCCCUUCUCGGUGAACCUGAGCAUGUGCCCCGACCUCUUCGAGUCGGCGCACAUCGAUCGACUCAUCGCCGCCGCCAACAACAAUGUCUGGGUGACACGUCUCCGGCUGGAGGGCUGCGGCCUCAGUGCCGCACAGUCCGACCGCCUGGAUGUGGUGUUGGCCCGCAAUGUGGAGAUUGUGUGCACGCUAGAUGUGCUGAUCAGCUCGGCCACGGGGAACAUCCGCGGGUUCCGGAGCCGACUGAAUCGCGCUCGCCAGGCGGCCAUCAGCUCCAUCCCAAAGCCCGCCUUCCCGGUGGAGAUGUCUCGUCGUGGCUCGCUGACCGGGUCUCAAGCGGACCUCCCUUCAUCCCAGGCCCGCAGUCAAACCUCCCCCGAGCGCAUCCCCGUCGCCGGUGCCGGGCCACCACCGCUUGGAGUGGUGGCGGCUCCGAGCAACGCCCCGCCAAAGAAGGGCCUGCCUGUGCCACCAGCUGGCCUUACAACGACGGCGGCAUCGCAGUCGCCCAAUCGCCUGCCCAUGUACAAGCUCCAUGCGGCCCGCUUGGCGACUCUCUCAUCGGCGGCGAUCGGCUCGACUUCCUCCAUUGCCAGCUUGCCGUCGAUUGCCCAUCCACACCCCAGCCGGCGCUUCGACGUGGGCUUCGCAUCCUCCAAGGGCCCACGUCGUGAGAUGCAGGAUGUUCUUGUGGUUCGCGGGGGUUUCGGCGGCAAGCCGAAUCAGGACUUCUUCGGCAUCUUUGACGGCCACGGUGGUCGUUCCGUGGCCACCUUUGCCGCGGAUCGCCUGGUGAAUUUGGUUGCCUCGCAGCUGCAUUCCUUCAGCAGCAACACGCAGCCAAUGAGCGAGCGCUUCCCGCCGGACGUCAUUCUCCGGCGUGCCAUCCACCAGUGUCAAUCUGAAUUGGAGUCCUGGGCCACGAUUACCGGCACCACGGCCACUCUGGUGUUGAUCACCGAGGGCCGGAUGGAUAUCGCGGUGGUUGGAGACUCCAAGGCUCUGGUGGUUCAGGGCCGCUGCCUGAAGUGUGCCUAUCGACUGAAUAAGAGCAUCUACGCCCGGCCCGGCUUCUUGGCAGAGUCCCUCUCGGCCAGCCUCGGCCUUGGCCAGGGGGCCUCGCUUUAUGGGAGUGCCACGAGCCUGGCCAUCUCGCCGUCGCCAACCGGCGGAGCGGGGGCCGAUGCAUCGAGUGCGGGGUCGGCGACCAGCGACUCGCUGGCCGAUGUCCGGCGCAUGAUGCCCCCGGCGCUGGAUCACCUAUCGCUCUUCCUGGCUUCAUCGACCUGUCCCUGCCUGACACUCGGGUCCUGCUCUGGGUGUGCCAAUUGUCGGAGCCCGGUGCAUGACCUGAGCCGGCUCCCCACGUCGCUGGAGAUCCCCGGGUCCCCGAGUGCCCUGAACAACAUGGCCGGCACGGGGAACUUCUCGUCGGCCGAGGGAUCGCCGGCGCUGGGCGGCUCGCCGGUGACCAUCCCCUGUAGGUCGCUUCUAAAUGACCAUGACCUGGCCGGCAGCUUUGAUGGGACGGUCCUGACGGAGGCCAGUUCGCCACUGGGCAAUGGCCCCGGUGAUCCGACGGUGCUACACUUGCCGGCACAGCUGGUGUCGCAGUCGGUGGUGGCCGAGAGCCUGGCCGGGCUGCCUCCACCGCCGCGGGUCCCGGUCCCAGAGCAUGUGGCCGGGGAAACCGACAACUGGAAGCCCCGUCUGCUGGCCGUGGAUACGGCCCUGCCCGGGCCGCUGAAUACCGGCGUUUUGCCCUCGGUCUUCUCGCCGUCGGCUUUGCGGGCCCCGCCGCCGAUCUUGCCACCGGGCAUUUCCUCGGCCCUGAUGAACCCCAAUCCGGCGCCUGCCAUGGAGCCGGGCUCCCACAGUCGUGCGCGGCCGCAUUCCCUGCACGAGCGUCUGGCAUUGUUGGAGCUGCCCUUCUUGUCGAACUGCGAUCUUAUCUUCCAAACGCGUGAUCACACGCCGGAAGUCCCGGGCGAGGCAGAGCGCAUCGCGAGUCUCGGUGGUAAUGUUGUCAAUGGUCGCGUCAAUGGCCAGCUGCUGGUCUCCCGUGCCAUUGGCGACAGCCGCCUGACGCCCUACGUCUCGUCGCAGCCUGACAUCUACUCCCUGGCCCUGACUGGCGUGGAGGAUUUCGUUGUCCUCGCAAGUGACGGCGUCUGGUCGGUGCUUUCGCCGCGCGAGGUGAUUGACAUUGUUCGUCGACACAUCCGGGCCCCGGUGGCUGCCGCCGAUCAAACCCCCGGCCCUGGGGGGGUUCCCCUGACGCGCUGUGCACAGGCCGCCGCCGAUGCCAUCCUGGCCGAGGCAUAUGUUCGCGAGUCGGCCGACAAUGCCGCGGUCAUUGUCAUUUCCCGGCUGCACAAUGCCCUCGGCGGGCACCAGUGGACUCGGCCAAUGCGCGGGAGCUUCCGGGCCAGCGUCGGCGACUCGUCCACGGUCACCCGCGCGGCCAGUGAUCUCGACCGCCGGGCAGGGGACUCGACCGCCGGCAUGCCGGAGCUGGUGUCGUCGGCCUCGAUGGAUGGGGACAUCGUCCGGACGCGGCGCCGGUCGCAAGUCCACGCGCAUCGGGUGCCACCCCCUCCGGCGAUUGCCACCCUUUCGAAUGGCAUCGCGCCGGCCACAACCAGCAACCUUCUGGCCCUCUCGGCGGCCGGGCUAUCGCAAUCGCAGGAUUCGGUCUUCGCGCGGCGGCCGGGCUCGGCCUCGGCCUCGGCCUCCGGACGCAACUCUUCACACUCCUCGCUGACGGACGACGAGGCGGCCCCCACACCAUCCCCCCGGUCCCCGCCAUCAGCCGCCGCCGCCUCCUCCUCCGCCUCCUCCUCCUCCUGCUGCUCGUCGACGGUGGAUCUCCUGUCGACGGAUUUGGACAGCUCCCUGUCGGACUCGUCCUCGCUUUGGACCGACUUUGACAGUGACGAUGACUCAUUCUCCGACUACGACGAUGACGAUGAUGACAGCGAUGCCGGCGAAAGGAUCCCCCCGAUGGCGCGCGCCGUCCCUCGGCCUUCCAACUCUCUCCUUACCUCCUCCUCGUCCUGUGACAGUCUGACCGCCUCGUCGGACUUCACCUCGGACUACGAGUCAGACUCGGGGUCCGACUCCGAGGGAGGGGGGCCGGCACCGGCUGCGCGCCUGGCCUCGUCGACCCCUGCCUCCACUCGGUCAUCCGGCUCGAGGCGCAUUUCUCGCCGGCGCAGCCGCAUGUUCCGGGCCGAAUUGUCGGACUUGGUGCUGGACAUCCAAGAGCCUGACAACUCCUUCCGCGUGGCGUACGAGGGCGGUGCGGAGCCUUCCCCGGCUUUGGCGAUCGCCUGCUGCUGCUGCUGCUGCCCGACCAAGACCCAAGUUUGUGCCUGCUCGCCAUCGGCCUUCACCUCGCGGCGUGUCUUUACACGGGAGGUUCCCUCAUUGGGGCAUGCUCCCGAGGAGGCCGCCAUCCUCACCCCAAGCAGCCAUGAUGAUGGUCUUGUGGAGGCACUGCCCGAAGGUCAGCCGCCGGCCGGUGACCAGAAGGUGCACCAGUGGCUUGAUAGUCAGUACGAGCAAAUGGCCGAGUCGGUCUCAUCCAAGAGCAGCGGCCAGGUGCGCAUCAAGCCCAGCAGUUUCCUGGCCGCGGCCUUCGCCGUGGCUCGGCUAAAGCCGACCAAGGCCGCCUGCACGCCGAUGGAGCUGACGCCGAAGGCGCGCGCGGCCCUGAUGACCGAGGCUCAGACAUCCUACGAUGCGGUGUCGCGUUUGCCCACGUCGCCGUCGGUGUCCAAUUUGCUGGCGCACAUGCCGCCGGCCGCCGGGGAGGCCGAUUCGAGGCCCGAUGCCAGGGAGGCUCCCGCGAGGGGGCCGGCCCCCGCCGAGGGAGGAGCCACGCAGGGCCGCAAGUCUGCCUCGGCACCAUAUGCGCCGGUCCCGCUGCCGCCCUCGCCCUCGGCCAUGUCGACCCCCUCGCUGCCAGCCUCGCCGCCGGCCAGUGCGCCUGGCUCGCCGGCACUCGGGAGCCCGGCCACUUUGCCGCCGUUGCAGCCGGUCGUUCGCCGGUCUUCCUCCAGCGUGUCAGCCGGCGGCAUGGCGGCCGGGGGGUGCUCGGCUUCGACGAGGAAGCCGCCAUCAGCGCUGCCCAUCGCAUCGGGCCGGUCACGGUCUCUCGGAGCUGGCCCGGGUGCGCCGGCCUCGACGACGUUGGAGGAGAUUGGCGGUGAAAUUGUUUCCCUGGUCGAAGCGCUGUCUAUGCAGCCGGCUCUCAUUGAGGCGCUGGCGGCCUCGCUGGCCACCGAAAGCCGUCGUGUCCCACCAGCCAAGGCGGGGAGGUCCCCGGCCGGGGGAUCGUGUCCCGCGGCGGGAUUGCCCUCCUCCUACUCCUCCUGCUCCUCUUCCUCUUCCUCCUCGUCCGCCCGGCGUGCCGGCCGGUCGCCCUCCAGCUCGCGCUCGCCCUCGUCUUGUUCCUCCUCCUCCUCUUCCUCCUUGUCGUGCUCUUCUUCGUCGGCUCCCCCCGGUGCCGAAUGCACGGCGCCCCAGCAGCAGCCGGUCGAAAGUCGGCCCUGUACGCCGAGCAUCGGGUCGCCCGGGUUGCUGGCGGCGCCGGCCGUAUCGACGCCGCCCCCAACGCGGCACUCCCGUCGGGCCUCCUUCGUAGAGUUGAUUACCUCGCUGGCUCCCCAGUCGCUGAUGGGAUCCCACUCUCCCGGCGCCGGCGGGCCGGCUGGGUCUUCGCCGACGCCGGCCGGCGGAGGGGCGACCCCCGGCCGGGGAGGCACGCCGCGUCAGCGAUCGCGAUCGGUGAAUAAUGCGGUGGCCCCGGCCGGCGCGGUUCCACUCCCCUCCGACGCCCUGGAGUCCGGCCACCUCCCCCUGCACCGCUCCCCUCUCCACAACUCCGGCAGCACGGCCAUCUGAGGAGGAGAGGGGGCCCGCGAGAGAGGAAGAUCCGGAUGUGAUCUUUCAUCCCGCCCCCUCCGUCGCCCUCUCUCUUCCAGCCGCGGGUGGAAACGGCGUCGCCCCCCGGCGUGCGUCAGGUAGUUUCAGGGAGAAGGAGGAGUAUGUGUCGAAACCCCCACACGCCCCCGGCAUCAUCCCUGCCCGCGCGCGCGCGCACGCACACGCGCACACCUGCAACCAAUAAUACACUCUGUCCUUGUUCUUG
Molecule: messenger RNA, 5962 nt
Organism: Fonticula alba
Lineage: Eukaryota; Rotosphaerida; Fonticulaceae
Exons: 10
Coding region: 1-5715 (1904 amino acids)
Biological process (GO): protein dephosphorylation
Molecular function (GO): protein serine/threonine phosphatase activity; cation binding
Source: RefSeq, a predicted model, not a curated record